Messenger RNA from Mya arenaria, 678 nucleotides. RefSeq names its product procathepsin L-like. Gene Ontology annotation, molecular function: cysteine-type endopeptidase activity. Lineage: Eukaryota; Metazoa; Mollusca; Bivalvia; Myida; Myidae. Gene Ontology annotation, cellular component: lysosome. Bases 1 to 678 code for a protein of 225 amino acids. The record is from RefSeq and is a predicted model, not a curated record. The transcript has 5 exons.
AUGGUCUGGGAGGACAACCUUGACUACGUCCAGUCCCACAACUUGGAAGCUGACCGUGGUAUGCACACAUUCUGGCUCGGUAUGAACGAGUACGCUGAUAUGGGUAUUGAAGAGUUCAAAGCCCUUAUGAAUGGAUUCAACACCUCCUCUAGCGUCUCAAAAUGCGGUAAAUAUAUGGCACCCAACAAUAUUGAAAUAUCUGAUCUCCCGGAUAUGGUUGAUUGGAGGAAGGAAGGCUAUGUCACACCUAUCAAGAACCAGGGACAGUGCGGCUCUUGCUGGUCUUUCUCAGCAACAGGAAGUCUGGAGGGUCAGCAUUUCCGGAAGACACAAAACCUUGUCUCCCUUUCAGAAAAGAACCUCAUGGACUGCUCUGCGGCUUACGGUAACCACGGCUGCCAAGGAGGUUUGAUGGACCAGGCUUUCGCGUACGUCAUCAGUAACAAAGGAAUCGACACAGAGAUGUCCUACCCGUAUGAACCAAAGAAUGGUCCAUGCAAAUUCGAGCAGUCAAACGUUGGAGCCACUGAGGUUAGCUGCAUGGAUAUUGAACAUGAGAGUGAGUCGAACCUUCAGAAAGCCGUUGCUAUGGAGGGACCAAUCUCUGUUGCUAUUGAUGCCGGACAUAGGUCAUUCCAGCUGUACAAGUAUGUGGACGGUUUUAAUAUGCAGUUUUAA